Molecule: messenger RNA, 1760 nt
Organism: Aspergillus heteromorphus CBS 117.55
Lineage: Eukaryota; Fungi; Ascomycota; Eurotiomycetes; Eurotiales; Aspergillaceae
Exons: 1
Coding region: 317-1507 (396 amino acids)
Molecular function (GO): acyltransferase activity, transferring groups other than amino-acyl groups
Source: RefSeq, a predicted model, not a curated record
GACAAAUAAGAACAUCUCCCCGCGCAGCGUGGUACAGUCAUCUACCUUAUCGAUCUAAUAUAUUCCCUGCCCCCUUGCGGCCUCGCCGGACUCCGGUCAAAACAAAUACGGGGCCGUUCGCCGUCGCUGCUCCGAGCCAAACAAUUGCAUUGGAUUGUCUGCACUAACCCCCUCGAUCCGUUCCUUCAGCUCCCCCCCUCCGUCGAAUAAGUUCCGAAAGAGCCUCUUGAAAUCAAUCCCCCCUCGUGUUCAAAUCAUUUUCAAACCCGCAGGGGUUAUAUACUUCGACUGCCUGGUCAGUAACCAACCCAUCAUCAUGAUCGCUGCCGACACUUCCUACGCCAACGGCGCCGUGCUCCCCCAGGGCGAUUCGCCCGAGCUCGUGUUGGUCCCCGCCACCCCGAGCGAGCGCAUCGAGUCCAUCCGGCUGAACAGCAAGGCGUGGAGUGGCCCUCUCGACCUCCAGACGUACAUCGAACGAGAGAACCAUCUGCAUCAGCAGCGGUUAACCAAGGGCUGCUUCACCUGCUGGAUCCUGGUCGAUCGCAGAGAGCCCGAGGAGUACAGGACCAUCCUGGGCUCCUGCGAAACGUACAAGAAGAAGGCCAUGCUGGCCCACGGCGGUCAGGUCGAGGACGUCUCCACCCACGGCGUGGGAAGUGUGUAUUGCCGGCCCGAAUUCAGAGGCAAGGGCUAUGCCAAGCGAAUGCUCGAAGAGCUGAGCAAGAAGAUUGAUGCCUGGAAGAUGGAGACCGAGACCAGGAAGUGCUCCCUCUUCACCAUUCUGUUUUCUGAUAUCGGCAAGGAGUUCUAUGCCCAGUUCGGAUGGAAGCCGUACACGUCGUCCCACUUUGCGCUACCGCCGAUCCGCGAUGAAGCCUAUGCUUCUGCCACAACCAAAGCCAACCUGCCAAAGACACGAACCUUGUCCGCGAAUGAUGUCCAGGAUAGCAUGUGCAGCGAGACAGUCCUGCAGAAGGAGCGUGACCUCCUGGCGACGGCCUCCGAGAAAUCACCCGGUCCUAAGAUAGCGAUUGCGCCGAACUUCGAACACUUCGAGUGGCAUUGGGCGAGGGAGGAGUUCUAUGCCGAAAGGAUCUUCUCUGAUCGCGAGUUACCCGUGGCAAAGGGCGCCGGGGAGGAUAACACCGGCGUGUACUGUGCGUGGAACAGAAACUUCGGCGAAACCCCAGAGGAAAACACCUUGUACAUCCUGCGGUGGGUGUACGACGAGCCGACCUCGCCCGAGCAGUCCGAGGCGAUCGUGAAAGCCAUGGCGGCGGUGCUGCGACGCGCCCAACUCGAGGCGCAUCGGUGGAACAUGGCCAAGGUCGAGUUCUGGAACCCGACGCCCUUGCUGGAGAAGGCGGUUGCGCUGUUGGACCCAAUGGCGGAGGUCGUCCACCGGGAGAAGGACAGCAUUGCGUGUCUGCGGUGGAUCGGGGCCGAGCAUGGGCUGGGCGAGGAGGUGGAAUGGUACUUGAACGAGAAGUACGCCUGGUGCUAGGCAGGGGAUGCGGUACAUAUCCAUAUCAUCUAGAAUUAGAGGCUCAACGCUUCUGUCGCUUCUGGUUUUUGAACAGUUCAUGCCAGUUCCGUGUCUUCUUCGCCGCCGUAGAGGCGCUUGCAUCCGUGGAGAGAUUCUUCUUGAGCUUUUGCCGAUCCACCUCAUUGACGAAGCAAAUGGUCGUCGGGUCUGGAAACCUGUACUUAUCCUCCUGUUUUUGUCAGAAUCAACCAGCCCAUCAGUACAUGGCAUA